AUGAGCCAGCCAGACUCUGCCUGUCCCCCUGACCCCAGCUCUGCACCCCUGUGUGUGGUGUGUGGCCAAGCCCACUCCCCUGAGGAAAACCACUUCUACACCUAUGCGGAAGAUGUGGACGAUGACCUCGUGUGCCACAUCUGCCUGCAGGCUUUGCUGGACCCUCUGGACACUCCCUGUGGACACACCUAUUGCACGCUCUGCCUCACCAGCUUCCUGGUGGAGAAGGACUUCUGCCCCGUGGAUCGUAAGCCUGUGGUGCUGCAGCAUUGCAAGAAGUCCAGCAUCCUGGUCAACAAGCUUCUCAACAAGCUGCUGGUGACCUGCCCGUUCCCGGAGUACUGCACCGAGGUCCUGCAGCGCUGUGAUCUCGAGCAGCACUUUCAGACAAGCUGUAAAGGCGCUUCCCACUACGGCCUGACCAAAGACAGGAAGAGGCGCUCUCAAGAUGGCUGCCCGGAUGGCUGUGCGAGCCUCACGGCAACAGCACUCUCCCCAGAAGUCUCUGCAGCUGCCACCGUCUCCUUAAUGACAAACGAGCCUGGCCUAGACAACCCUGCCUACGUGUCCACGGCCGAGGAUGGUCAGCCAGCAGACGGCCCACUGGACUCUGGCCGGAGCAACCGAACUAGGGCACGGCCUUUUGAGCGAUCCACUAUCAGGAGCAGAUCUUUUAAAAAAAUAAAUCGAGCUUUGAGUGUUCUUCGAAGGACAAAGAGUGGAAGUGUAGUUGCCAACCAAGCUGACCAGGGCAGAGAAAAUUCCGAAGACACCGCUGCCUCCGAAGUCUUUCCAAGGUUGUAUCACCUGAUUCCAGAUGGUGAAAUUACGAGCGUCAAGAUCAAUCGAGUGGAUCCCAACGAAAGCCUCUCCAUUAGGCUUGUGGGAGGCAGCGAAACCCCACUGGUCCACAUCAUUAUCCAGCACAUUUACCGUGAUGGGGUGAUUGCCAGGGACGGCCGGCUCCUGCCAGGAGACAUCAUCCUGAAGGUCAAUGGGAUGGACAUCAGCAACGUCCCUCACAACUACGCCCUUCGCCUCCUGCGGCAGCCCUGUCGCGUGCUGCGGCUCACUGUGCUGCGAGAGCAGAAGUUCCAAAGCAGGAGCAAUGGACAGGCACUGGAUGCCUAUGGACCCCGCGAUGACAGUUUCCAUGUGAUUCUCAACAAAAGCAGCCCUGAGGAGCAGCUUGGAAUAAAACUGGUGCGCAGGGUGGAUGAGCCCGGGGUUUUCAUCUUCAAUGUGUUGGAUGGUGGGGUAGCAGACCGACAUGGUCAGCUGGAGGAGAACGACCGUGUGUUGGCCAUCAAUGGACAUGACCUUCGGUACGGCAGUCCCGAAAGUGCAGCUCAUCUGAUUCAGGCCAGUGAAAGGCGCGUUCACCUCGUCGUGUCCCGCCAGGUUCGGCUGCAGAGUCCUGACAUCUUUCAGGAAGCCGGCUGGGACAGCAACAGGAGCCAGUCCCCGGGGCCGGGGGACAGGAGCAAUACUCCCAAGCCCCUCCAUCCUGUGGUCACUUGCCACGAGAAGGUGGUAAGUGUCCGAAAAGACCCCAGCGAAUCUCUCGGCAUGACCGUUGCAGGGGGAGCAUCACAUAGGGAAUGGGAUUUGCCUAUCUAUGUCAUCAGUGUGGAGCCCGGAGGAGUCAUAAGCAGAGAUGGAAGAAUAAAAACAGGUGACAUUUUGUUAAACGUGAACGGGAUUGAACUAACAGAGGUCAGCCGGAGUGAGGCAGUUGCAUUAUUGAAAAGCACAUCCUCCUUGGUGGUCCUGAAAGCUUUGGAAGUCAAAGAACGUGAACCCGAGGAAGCGAGCAGCAGCCCAGCAGCCCUGGACUCCAACCACAACGUAGCCCCGGCCAGAGACUGGUCCCCGUCCUGGAUCAUGUGGCUGGAAUUACCACGGUACCUGUAUAACUGUAAAGAUGUCAUAUUACGAAGAAACACAGCUGGGAGUCUGGGCUUCUGCAUUGUAGGAGGUUACGAAGAAUACAUUGGGGACAAACCUUUUUUUAUUAAGUCCAUUGUUGAAGGAACACCAGCAUACAAUGAUGGAAGAAUUAGAUGUGGUGACAUUCUUCUGGCUGUCAAUGGUAGAAGUACAUCAGGAAUGAUUCAUGCUUGCUUGGCAAGGAUGCUGAAGGAACUUAAAGGAAAAAUUACUCUUACUAUUGUUUCUUGGCCUGGCACUUUUUUAUAG
Molecule: messenger RNA, 2199 nt
Organism: Puma concolor (puma)
Lineage: Eukaryota; Metazoa; Chordata; Mammalia; Carnivora; Felidae
Gene: LNX1
Product: ligand of numb-protein X 1
Biological process (GO): ubiquitin-dependent protein catabolic process
Cellular component (GO): cytoplasm
Molecular function (GO): protein binding; ubiquitin-protein transferase activity; metal ion binding
Source: RefSeq, a predicted model, not a curated record